Molecule: messenger RNA, 3617 nt
Organism: Puccinia graminis f. sp. tritici CRL 75-36-700-3
Lineage: Eukaryota; Fungi; Basidiomycota; Pucciniomycetes; Pucciniales; Pucciniaceae
Exons: 3
Coding region: 46-3495 (1149 amino acids)
Source: RefSeq, a predicted model, not a curated record
GCAGUCACCCCUCAGCUUACCACUUUCCUCUUUCCUCAACCAGAUAUGCCCGAUUCCACAACCUCACACCCACCACCACCGCCACCACCACCACCCUCAUCGGCUACUCCAGCCCUGCCUCCACCCCCACCUCCCCCUCCCAAGAGUCCUCAAACCCAACCAGUUCUCCUUCCCGCCCGCCCUAAACUGUCCUACAACCCUGAAUAUGAAGAACGGAUAAGGCCCCCUGUCAGUAGCUCCAGGAGAGCGCUGGAUACAAGAGAAGAGUUGCGACGAGAGUAUGAGAUCGAACACGAACGAGACAGGGAGCGAGAUCGGACUAGAUACCUUGAUGAGCGAGAUAGACUCCGAGAACGGGAUCGUCUACGAGAUCGGGAGAGAGAUAGGGACAGAGAUCGAGAUCGAGAGCGGGGGGACCGGGAAAGAGAACGAGAACGAGACCGAGACCGAGACCGAGAGAGAGAGCGGGAUCAGCGAGAACGGGACAGGUUACGGGACCGAGACAGGGAAAAAGAAAGAGACCGGGAUCAUGGCAUCAGGGAUAGGGACAGAGAAAGAGAAAGAGAUCGAAUAGACAGGGAGCGCGAACAGGAAAGAAUCGAUAGAGAACGAGAUAGAGAUCGGGAAAGAGAUAGAGAAAGAGAGCGAGACCGAGACAGGGAACGGAUUCGGCCAAGAGACAGAGAGCGAGAGAGGGAUUGGGAUCGGGAUCUCGAUCGUGCUCACGGUCGACUGCCCCCCUUACCACCCCCACCCCCACCCUUGCUACCUCGAGCUAGCCUUGAUCGGGAGCGAGAAAGACCAAGGCGGCACAGUCGAAGCCCACCGAGACUUGGCCCCCCACCAGUCGACCUUCGCCGUCGAUACUCUCCUCCACCUCCGCUCGGCCCGCCAAGUGGGUAUGUCUAUGAGCGAAGAGAUAGUCGGGACAGACGCGAUGCUCACGAAUACGAGUACGAGCGAAGCCGCGGAAUGGCUUUCAUGGAUCGGCGGGAUUUCGACAGAUACGAGCCACGUCGGGCUAGUCUGCGUGACGAAGAUUACGAUCGGCGGAGGAGAGAUGACUGGCAUAACGCAGGCCCUCUUCCGCGACGCACACCCACCCCACCCAGACAUCGUCCUUCUUCCUCACCAAGCCGCAGGAUUCCUAUACAGCCACCACCCCCUCCACCUCGAUUACGCCCGGUCUCGUCUUCCCGAUCCCGUUCUCCUAUCAGUCAUCAAUUCUUACCUACGUAUCCUCCUGGUCGCUCCCCGCGUCGUCUUCGACCAUAUUCCCGUUCCCGCUCACCAUCCCGCUCACGUUCACCCGUCAAACUACAUUAUCAUCCCCCAUCACCCCAAAUUGGUUCUUCAUCCCGAGUAAAACCUGCCCUUGUCCAUCCAUCCAAUCAAUCGAGUCAACCCUCUGUCAGAGGAACGUCGCAACCACCUCCACCCCUAAUCCCUCCGUCCAUUACAAAAGUUCGAUCACGAUCUUGUUCUCCACCCUCAAACCCAGGGCCUACUCAAGUACCCCCAAUCUCGCUGUCUAAAGCCGCCCCCCCAUCUUCGUCAUCUAAAUUACCUUCAUCUCAUAAGCCCCCAGCCCAAAGUUCUAAUCCUCGAGAAGAAGCAGGGACCGUCGAUACAACCUCACCACCAUCUGCAACUGCAUCUGCUUCAAUUGAUGGUUUUAAACUUCAAGUGCAGCAUCAAACUUCCGAACUGCAGCUUACCGGAUCAGCUCUUGGGCUUACCGAUGAAGCGAACCAUCUCAUCUCCAUCAAGAAGGGUUCCUCCGCAGAUGGGACCGAUCAUCGCUCGCCGUUGGAGAUCAAACCAAGAGAAAGCAUAUCAAGCACCCAGUGCCUAUCCAUCGUUACGCCCAUCGAGUCUGCGAGUGACUCUCCCCAACCAGCUUCGUCAGAUUUGAAACCAGAUCAUGUUAUCGUCAGCUCAGGUCCGGGAAAACCCCGCGCCAGUGUUGAUGCCAAUUCGGGCCCUCCUCCAUCCAUAUCCCGCCCAACUGGGAUCAAUCGGUCUACCCCUACCAGACCGGCAGAGGAACAAUUAACAAAUGAAAGACAUCACAAGAGGGCAAAGUUAGAAUCUUUUCCUUUGCCCCAAGAUCACCCAGCUGUUUCAACUCACUCGUCCCAAAGGAAAUUGUCUAAUCCUCAGGCGGCCCGUGAGGACCAUAAAUCCAAUAAGGCUGAACUCACAAAAAGUGAUAUCACUAAAGAAUCGAUCCCACCACCACCUCAGAAGUACCAUUCAAAUCUUACCCCAUCUGUCCCGCGGAGUCAUGACUAUUCCUACCACCGCAGUUCGUAUACCGGUUCUAGUUCUCAUCACAGUUCACGGGGCACUCCAGGCAGUCCGGCUUCUUACAGAGCUCCACUCAAUGCUACCUCCGCUGGGUCGCGUACUAACCUCCCGGCAGGACCGCGCUCGUGGUCGUCUCAGAAAAUUCCAGUUGCUGCUGGUGUUCCUGGAAACGGCCCUCCGAGCAAUUCUUCAGCCAAAGAGCCUACCAAGCACUCUCAUGCUGACCCUCACGAUGGUAGCUUUGUUCCAGAGCGCGCCGCCACACGUGAAGGUAUUUCGCCGAAAACUCACCCCAAUCCACUACACCCCAAGGCAUCGUCUGAUAAGCAUACACCCACACACACUAGAAGCGGAUUGAUCAGUGGCCCAACUUUGAACACACCCGCCUCGGAGGUAUUCAAAUCUCCCCUUCCCCUCUCCAUUCCCAUUACCAUACCACCUCCAGCGCCGCCCCCACCACCACCUAACCAUCUGAAACCUGCCCAGGCGCCGGUGCUCAACCUCAACUCGGUGCCCCAGUCGGGCUCAAUGACGCCGAAAGGUUUACUACCAUCGGGUAGUCUUUCGCCGACAGUCAAUUUCAGUAAGUCCGGCAUGAAUCCACAGCUCGCGUCAUCGUCGCCCUCUCCGAUUAGCGGCACCCAUGCCAAGGUAACCAGCACUGCUGGCCCGAGCACCUCUUCCCUCCGCAACGAGUUCAGUGGGCCUGGAACGACAAGUGGGCACCCCUCAAACGGUUUCCAUAGCUCUGCGAGCCCGUCCCUCGCCGCCACCGGCUCCGCCACGGCCCCCGGCCAACAGUUCAGAGUGAACAACUACCCCAGCCCUAAGAAUUUUGUUGGCUAUUCGACGACCCCUGGUUAUCCGCCCACAAAUAAUCCUUCUGCGCUCGUCGGUCAAGGACCUCCGCCACCGCCACCUAUCUUGGUUGAUAAAGAUUUUGAACGCGCCCAGAGAAUGGUCGAUGUUUGUCCCGGAUUGGCCCAGGAAAUCGCUAAGCUUCGAUCGACCCGAAACUCGGGCAUGUUAGCCUCCCAUCUCUCUAGUCAAUUCUCCACCCAAAAAGCUCUCAUGGACCUUCAUUGGCAAUCUAGUGAAUUUAAAACUAUGGCCGAAAGACGUAAAUUGGCUGAGAAUCAGUUGGAGAAAUUCGGGGGUGGGAUUAGUCUUGGGAUGGGAUUUUGAGAUAUAUAUUGAUGCUUUAUUUUAUAUCUUUCUUUGUCAUGCUUUUCUCAUCAUUUUUUGGGGGCGUCUCAUACCUUGUCGACUUUGUAAGACCAAUUGAUCUGACAUUGAGGCUGCGCUGC